AUGCCGGCAUCAUCGAAGCGCUCACAGCGCACCCGCCGCGACGCUCGUCGGGAUACGUCCCCUGCAAGACUAGAUGACAGCUCGCCUACCCGGCCAGCCAAACGCCGCAAGAAGGUCGAAGAGCCUCCACCAACCGAACCUGCCGACGAGGAUGAAUCCAGCCUCACUGCUGAUCAGUCCGGACAGCCUGCAAGCGAUGAGGAUCAGCUGCUCUCUCAAGUUGUUCAGCAUCUGCUUUGUCCCAAGGAAGGCCCCGUUCAAGCCAGCAAAGAUCACGCGAACUCAAUACACGAAGCCAAUAAAAACGGUGUCCAGGCUUAUGCUAAAAUAGCUGCGCAGGAUUGGACGUUCUACAUUACAAAGCUUGUUGUAAAUAUUGGCCGCUCAUCCGAAGGCAUGGACGAGGACGACGAAGAUUAUAUUCACAUCGAUCUCGGCCCGAGCAAAAUGGUCUCGAGACAACAUGCCCGCAUCUAUUUCAGUUCCAAAGAAGAGAUUUGGUUCUUAGAAGUUAAGGGGAGGAACGGAGUUCGAGUAAACGGAACCCCUCUGAAACAAGGAAGCUCUCGGCGCCUCGAGAGUGGCGAAGUGCUCGAUGUUGGUGGCACGGAGAUGAUGUUCGUUCUGCCGACUGAGAUAAGCCCUCUUCACAUCCACGCCCUUUAUCUAAAGAGAGCAGGCUUGUCACGGCAGGACGUCACAAGUCCUCCCCAGUCCAGGACAGACCUACCGGACGAGCCUUCAUCGGCACUAGGCUCAACCAUUAGGAGUUCGCGGGGCCAACAAUUCCGACAACCCCUGGCGCCAGCCCCGGCGGACUACAAGCGGCCAGGGACCCCUCCUUCAGUACGUGGUAAGCCAACACCAUCGCAGCACAAGUCACCGCAUUACUCAAGCUCCGGCACGUUAUUGUUGAAUUCAAACGACAUCGAUUUAAGUCAUGACGAUAACAAGCACAUCAAACCGCAAUAUAGCUAUGCGCAAAUGAUAACCCAAGCUAUAAUCAAUACACCAGAAGGAAAGCUCAAUUUAAACGGAAUAUACAACUUUAUCAUGAGUAAUUAUGCCUACUACAGACAUCAACAAGCCGCUGGAUGGCAGAAUUCUAUUCGCCAUAACCUCUCAUUGAAUAAGGCGUUUGACAAGGUUGCACGCUCCACUGAUGAGCCUGGUAAGGGUAUGAAGUGGCAGAUUGUACCAGAGGCGCGAGAAGAAAUGACCCGAAGUGCGUACAAGGGCGGCCGAGGCGGCCACAGGGGAUCCUCAGCGCCUUCAUCUCCUAGCCAGCUGAAUUACAUUACUCACGGACCAAGAGACAUGACAUCCAGAGAGCCUGUCUCAGCACGAAAGAGGAAAGUGUCGGCAACGGGUUCACCACCACCCAGUUCCUCUUUGGCCGCAGCACAGUCGACCCCAGACCGCAGCACACGACGUCUUGCCCCUCCGAGCACAGCAUUGACUGCAGAUGGCAGUCCUCUCCCGAGACCACGUAAAGGCGCGGGCGCGUCAGCUUCAACGAGCUUCACUUCGGCUAGCUACCAUGACCAGUCCCCUACUCUAACAUCAUCCUAUCUUCCUGAAGAUGGAGCAUCCUUUGUAACCCCUGCACCUCACCGUGUCCAUCCUAGACUAGCUCCGCCCAGCACUGCCCAGCGGCCUAGCCAGCAUAUGCCGACUAGCUCCCCAGCGCCCUUCUGGAAGUAUGCCGAUAUUGGUAGCACACCGUUGAAGCCCGCUGCCCAUUUCGACAUGAGCCCUUCGAAACCAUCCUUAGGUGGCAUACCACAGAGCAGCAGCCCCCCUCCUGUAAAGUCGCCCAAUCUCAGCCCCACCAGGUCUCCGAACAAGGAGUCAUCACGAGAGGUGCCAAGCGAGCCUUCAAACCCGCCCGAGAUCGAAGAGGAACAAGGUUUCGAUCUGGCAAAGGGUUUUCAAAGUAUUGGGUCAUACCAUGCACCCGUUAGCCGGGGAAUCUCCAUAGCUAGUGCCAUGAACGGUCAUACGUGA
Colletotrichum truncatum is the source of this 2007-nucleotide messenger RNA. RefSeq names its product fork head domain-containing protein. Gene Ontology annotation, biological process: regulation of transcription by RNA polymerase II. Gene Ontology annotation, molecular function: RNA polymerase II cis-regulatory region sequence-specific DNA binding; protein binding; DNA-binding transcription factor activity, RNA polymerase II-specific. NCBI's taxonomy places the organism in Eukaryota, Fungi, Ascomycota, Sordariomycetes, Glomerellales, Glomerellaceae. The record is from RefSeq and is a predicted model, not a curated record.